Messenger RNA from Culex pipiens pallens (northern house mosquito), 4254 nucleotides. RefSeq lists its product as uncharacterized. The record is from RefSeq and is a predicted model, not a curated record. NCBI's taxonomy places the organism in Eukaryota, Metazoa, Arthropoda, Insecta, Diptera, Culicidae. The transcript has a single exon. Bases 15 to 2129 code for a protein of 704 amino acids. Gene Ontology annotation, molecular function: zinc ion binding; nucleic acid binding.
UCUUUGCACUCAAGAUGGAUAUGGUCCAUUUGUUGUCACUGUAUCGCGGGAUGAAUACGGGUCAUUUGACCGUUGAUGAACUCGAACAUGAGCUGAAGAUCCGCGACAUUCCGUUUGAUUCAUCGCGCAGCGUAGCCGAACGUGCGUUGCGUAAUCGCCUAAAAGAAGAGAGAGAAUUAAAACAUGUUGUGUAUGAGCAAAUGAAUGGUUCAGUGUUGGAUGAAUUGGAAGCGUGUGAGUUGAAAGUGAGUGAGAUUAAGUCCCACUUGGAAAGCCGGAAAUCCAAGCAAGCACCAGAACAGUCGUUCAAGACUAGGAUUCUGCAUUGCGUUUUCCGCUUGGAACGUUUGAGAACAUACACCACCAAGGAUGAUGAACUGAAUUCAUUAGCAGAAACAGCUCGAGCGUGUAUGAAGCUGCUGAACACUUUCUUUUCCAUUUCGUCACAUUUGCCCGAAGUACGUGAAGCAGAGUUAGCACUCAUUAACCAGAGUCUAACGGAAAUAAUGAAGAAGCAGGAUGCGGAAAAAGGCAAUGGAAAAGUUGUGGAAGAAGAUAAUGAAUCUUGGAAAAGUACCGAAGAGAAUAAUGGAGAGGAAAUUGCUGGAAUUGUUGGUGAAACUGGAUCUGUUAGUGGAAAUGGUAAAGGAAAUGGUAGUGGAGUUGGUAGUGGCGUUGGUAGUGGAAAUAGUGUUGGAAAACCCGGUGACGUGGAAAGGGCUGAAUUUGAACAGUGGAAAGAACAAAAAGUGGAACUAAUUAACGUGGUCAACAAGUUGUUGGAACACAUUCAAGUUCUAGAAGCGAAACAGGUUGAGAAAGAGGUGGAGAAAGAAAAACCGGAAGUACAGGCCAAGCCAGCCAACAGUACGCAAGUUGGAGUAGACGCGAACAAGGACAAAAAGGACGAGGGGAAAAGCCAGCAGAAUCCAGGAGAUUUUCUCGCGUGGCUCAACCAACGAAAUAGUUCAUUGGGAAGCUUCGGUAACUCAGAGAAUGAACAUAACAAACCAGAGGAAGUUCAUUCCGGCAAGGAUGAACCGAAGGAAAAGAAAACCGGAUUUGGUAGGAGUUUACCGGUGCAUAAGUGGACGGUUCGUUAUGACGGGAUGGACAACGGGAGGAAACUGAACGAGUUUUUGAAGGAGGUGGAGUUCAACGCUCGUUCAGAGAACAUUUCUGAGUCCGAGUUGUUCCAGUGUGCGCAUCAUUUGUUCACGAGGAAAGCACGUUCUUGGUUCAUGGAAGUGAACGGGAAUAAUGAACUGGGUUCAUGGAAGAAGUUGGUGGAGGAAUUGAAGAGCGAAUUCUUACCGAUCGACAUCGAUUACGUCUAUGAGCGGCAGGCCAACAAUCGCAAGCAAAUGUCCAGGGAGAAGUUCCAGGACUAUUACUUGGACAUGGUCCGGAUCUUCCGCUGUAUGACGAAUCCGUGGGAUGAGAAACGGAAGUUUGACGUUCUCUUCCGCAAUACUCGCGAGGACUGCCAAAUAGCGAUGCUAGCCGCAGAAAUCAAGACGAUUCCUGCGAUGAAAGAAUUCGGUAAGCGAUUCGACUCUGUCAAUUGGAAGCUGUAUCAGAAGGGAGAAAGGUACACGCCGCGAUCAGCGCACGUGGAGGAGGUGCAAACACAGCGGUCGUCGUACCAGAACACCGGAAAUAGGUACCAGAACUCGAAUCGUUUCCAGGGUGGAAACCGAUCGCAGGGUGGUUACCAACAACAAGGUCAGAACCAACAAAACCGUCCGUACUACAACAAGAACAACAGCAACGGAAACUACAAUCAGAAAAGCUCGUGGAAGCCAGAACAGCAGAGACAGCAGAGCAACGGAAAUCAGAAGGAGAACAAACCAAGGGUUGAAGAGAGGUCUCAACCGAAACCGAACACCCAGAAUCGCGAGAACAGCACUGCUGCAGGUUCGAGUGGAACCAGUGCCUUACAACGGAUUGUGAAGGCGUAUAUUCCGGUCAAACGGGAUAUUUGCUACAAUUGUCACGUUGCAGGUCAUGGCCACGAGGAAUGCCGGCAGGAGAGGAGCGUGUUCUGCGUGCGGUGUGGUUUUCCGGGUUUUUCUACGAAAGAUUGCCCGUACUGCGAAGCAAAAAACAUGCAAAAGACUGCUCAGUAGCCUGUCCCAUUUUGAGGUCAUGUCGAGGAAUUUCAGGUGCUCACUUCUUAAAUGAUAGAUUAUGAUGUUAGGAACAAUGUUUUCUUAGACAAGAAAAAAUAAUAAAAUACUUUCUCGCACCCCCUAGUCGAUUUACUAAAAAAAGUCUCUUUUUUGAACUAAUUUUCUAAAAUCGCUUGGAAUCAAUACAAAAACUGCUUCGAUCAGGUGUGUAUUAUCUUCAAACGAUAGGUUUUUGUCCAUAGAUUAAGAUGCACUAUCAAUAUUGGACCAAAAUUUAAGUUUUUGGACUCUACCAGGCGGAUUUGUGUCGAAAAAAUCGCAUUUUUUCAAAACUUUUUUCAGAAAUGUUCAUUUAAUUUAGGGUAGCCUAUUUUUCCCAGUGAAACCAAUGCAUGCAGCUUGUAGGAAAUUUCAUGGCGAACAUUUUUCCCUCUGAGAAAAUCCAAUUUCGACACUCCAGAGCCGAGAUAUUUGUGUUUUAGUAAGGAAAAAAGAGGCAAUUUUCAAAAUUUCUCAAAAUUCAGAAGCAAGGCCUACUAAUUACACGAUGUAGCAAGCAUAUGUCUCAAAGGUCAGGGUAUGCUUUUUUAUAGUAAUUUUGGCCGCUGAAUCCGAAUCUGAAAUCAAAUUUCGUGUAAACAGUGAUGUUUUGGAGCUACACCCUUUCGGAAUGUUAUUUGCGUGUUUAAGAGGCAGUUUUUGUAAAUAUUGCUCGGUUUGUUCUAGAGGUCGUAUCGAGGUGCUCCGAUUUGGAUGAAACUUUCAGCGUUUGUUUGUCUAUACAUGAGAUGAACUCAUGCCAAAUAUGAGCCUCUACGACAAAGGGAAGUGGGGUAAAACGGGCAUUGAAGUUCGAGGUCCAAAAAACAUAAAAAAUCUUAAAAUUGCUCGCAUUUUAGUAAAACUUCAUCAAUUCCAACUCUCUUUGAUGCAUUCGAAAGGUCUUUUGAAGCACUUCAAAAUGAAUGAGCCAUAGACAUCCAGGAUUGGUUUAACAUUUUCUCAUAGCUUUUGCUAAUUACUGUUAGAAAUGGUUUUUUUUAAACCUCAAUAUCUUUUUGCAACAGCCAGCAACACCCAUACUCUUUUAGUUCAAAAGUUAGGGAAUUUCAUGGACUAUAAGCCUACGGUAAUAACUUUUUGGCCAAUCGCAGUUUUCCUCAUAGUUUUUCGAUUUUUCUAGAACAAACAUUUUACAACGUUAGUUAUUGUCCCAUAGCGGCUGUUUUUAGUCUAACUUUUGUCAUAUUCGAAAUCCUCGGAAAAUUCAAACUUCAAUGCCCGUUUUUACCCCACUUCCCUUUGUCGUAGAGGCUCAUAUUUGGCAUGAGUUCAUCUCAUGUAUAGACAAACAAACGCUGAAAGUUUCAUCCAAAUCGGAGCACCUCGAUACGACCUCUAGAACAAACCGAGCAAUAUUUACAAAAACUGCCUCUUAAACACGCAAAUAACAUUCCAAAAGGGUGUAACUCCAAAACAUCACUGUUUACACGAAAUUUGAUUUCAGAUUCGGAUUCAGCGGCCAAAAUUACUAUAAAAAAGCAUACCCUGACCUUUGAGACAUAUGUUUGCUACAUCGUGUAAUUAGUAGGCCUUGCUUCUGAAUUUUGAGAAAUUUUGAAAAUUGCCACUUUUUUCCUCACUAAAACUCAAAUAUCUCGGCUCUGGAGUGUCGAAAUUGGAUUUUCUCAGAGGGAAAAAUGUUCGCCAUGAAAUUUCCUACAAGCUGCAUGUAUUGGUUUUACUGGGAAAAAUAGGCUACCCUAAAUUAAAUGAACAUUUCUGAAAAAAGUUUCGAAAAAAUGCGAUUUUUUCGACACAAAUCCGCCUGGGAGAGUCCAAAAACUUAAAUUUUGGUCCAAUAUUGAUAGUGCAUCUUAAUCUAUGGACAAAAACCUAUCGUUUGAAGAUAAUACACACCUGAUCGAAGCAGUUUUUGUAUUGAUUCCAAGCGAUUUUGAAAAAUUUGUUCAAAAAAGUGACUUUUUUUAGUAAAUUGACUAGGGGGUGCGAGAAAGUAUUUUAUUAUUUUUUCUUGUCUAAGAAAACAUUGUUCCUAACAUCAUAAUCUAUCAUUUAAGAAGUGAGCACCUGAAAUUCCUCGACAUGACCUCAAAAUGGG